AAACAAUUCGUACUUAUGGCUAGAAGAAAUACGUUCCCGUGGAGGAUCAGAAAUUAACAGAUUUAAAUAUAUUUUCAACCCUCGUGGAAUGUGUAAAACUAGUUCCAAGGUGCUGCUACUGCUCGUUCUUGUGAAAUCAAAAGCUGGUAACUUCCGGAAGCGGCGAUACAUCAGAGACACGUGGGGCAAAGAUGCUCGAAAAAGGGGAUACAAAGUUGCAUUUCUUCUUGGAUAUAGCAAGUUGGAUAAAGUGUUUGUGGAUUAUGAAAAUGAGUUUUACGGUGACGUAAUUCAACAGGACUUCCGGGAAUCUUACCACAACAAUACCCACAAAAUAAAGAUGGCGUUUGAUUGGGUAGUUAACUAUUGCAAACGUGCACAAUAUAUAAUAAUAGUAGACGACGAUAUGUAUUUGAAUAUUCAAAACGCUGUAGGUUAUAUUUCACAAGCUGGUGUAGGCGAGGAUCGUUAUCUUUACAGUGGAUAUUUUCUUCAAGAACCCCUUCCCGACCGUUAUGUCAAAAGUAAGCAUUAUAUUUCUGAAGAACAAUAUCCUUUUGAUUGUUACCCACCAUACAUUGCUGGUGCCUGUAUAUUCCUUAACCAGCAUGCGGUACAGGGCUUUUACGGUGUGCUGCCUUACAUCCCAUAUUUCCCGUUUGAUGAUGUUUUCAUCGGAUUCCUUGCUCAAAUACUGCGCAUCAAACCUUUAAGUAACAAUUUGAUCAAACUAGAAGGAACCCCGCUUCACAUUGAUGAAAUAAAUGAAAUCAAGUGUAUAAUAUCACAACAUGGGUAUAAUGUCGAUUCUAUGUUUUAUAUUGCCUAUAAUUCUACUCACUCUCAAUUUAGUGCAGUAGAAAACUCAUGAUAUAUAGACUCUAUAAUUGAUUCAUAAUUGACAAAUGUUGGCCGAGCAAUAGUCUGCCAAUUUCUAUUGGCUACACAAGUCACAUGAUUCUACUGUCUGCUGCUACGUAAUGGCGAGGUUUGUUGAUUUGACUGAUGAUGAUGGAAUACAGAAUUUGUUAGAUGAAACGCAGAACAGAAACAUGGAAACAUAUUUUGAUUAUUAUUAUUCAGGAUUUGGGGUAUAUAAAACAACCUUAAAAAUGAAGGUGUUUAAGUGGAGGAUAUGUACAACAAUAUUUUGAAGUUGAAAAUUUUCAAAUGUACUUUAUUUUGUCCAAAAAUACAGAUUUAGAAGAAGAUAAUCUGGGGGGGGGGGGGAUUAAAACCUCUGCUAUAUUAGAACCUGCGACCUACAGUUCAGCAGUCGGUAUGCUAACCUACUGAGCUACUUAGCUAGAUAUCUAAAUUGAAAAGGAAAAGUCAAAUAUUGCUGAUAUUGAUUUUUUUCCUCCAUGUUUUUAAAGGAAGUCAGCCAUUAUGACGAUGUAGAAUACCUCCUUAACAAAACAGUUAUAGACUGUAUCCUCGGACAACAGCUGUUUUGUUUGACCCUACAGCUUCGGGCAACAGAUAUGUUCUCGGGUCAAGCAAAACCGCUGUUGUCCUCGAACCCAGUCAGUAACUAGAUAAUUUUGUGAAUUCUAUGCAAUUCACAAACAUUCUGUUUAGUGGCACAGUGUUUGGACCCAGGUCAAUUUUGAGUAAUAAAAAAUAAUUUGCAUUUUUCUGUUUUAUGCAUAUCUUGGAAAUGUAUGGAGUUUCGAAAUGAACUUUGGU
This is a messenger RNA of Ostrea edulis (European flat oyster), 1689 nucleotides long. RefSeq names its product beta-1,3-galactosyltransferase brn-like. The transcript has a single exon. Gene Ontology annotation, cellular component: membrane. Gene Ontology annotation, molecular function: hexosyltransferase activity; UDP-glycosyltransferase activity. The record is from RefSeq and is a predicted model, not a curated record. NCBI's taxonomy places the organism in Eukaryota, Metazoa, Mollusca, Bivalvia, Ostreida, Ostreidae. Bases 89 to 871 code for a protein of 260 amino acids.